AUGUCUUUCUACAUAAUACUAUUACAAUGUCUACUUGUUCUUUUCCUAACUUAUUUCUAUUUUAAACGACGUUAUUAUACAAAAUGUCAUAUCACAAUACCCGGUUAUGAACCCGAAUUUCUAAUCGGCAGUAUACGAAAGAUUGGUCUAUUGAAAGGUCUCUCGUUAUGGGAUGCAUUUCGUAACCAACAAGAAAAAUUUGGUGAUCUAUACCAGAUGUGGUUAGGUGCAUGGUCUUACACAGUUUUUUGUCGUCCUGAAGAUGCUGAAUAUAUUCUGUCGACAAAUCGUAAAAAUUUCGAUAAUACACGAGCAACCGAAGAACAAUUUGAACUUCUGUUUCCAACAGCCGUUAUCAUACGACGUGGUUUAGAUCAUAAACGAAUUAGUCGAAUUAUAUUGCCAUUACUGCGAAAGUAUCGUAUUGUUCCUUAUAUGAACAAUAUUAUUGAACAGACAGAUAAACAUUUGAACGUAUGGAAAAAGAUGUAUGGACAGAGUGAGUCUGAGAAAAUUAAUCGUAACAUCAUAAAGGAUUAUAGCAGUUUAGCUAUGGAAAUUAUUGGUAUCAUUGCAUUUGAUCAUAAUUUUAAGUUAAUUAAUAAACCGUUAGAAUCUGCAUCAGAAAAGAUUGAUCAGAAAAAUAUGACACUCGGUGUAGCUACAGCAAAUUUAAUACAGGCAGUUACGGAUAUGAUCCUCACACCUUUACCAGGAUUUUUAAAACGUUUAAAAUUGAUAUUAUUUUCAUCUACUCAUAAACGAUCGUUAACUUUUCUACACAAUUAUAUCAAUCAUAUUAUUGAAGAGUAUCAUGAUAAACAGAAGAUCACUUCAUUGUCUGUUGAAGAUGAAUCAAAACCAGCCAUCCGUCAAAAUCUGUUGAGUAUGCUACUGUCAAGUUUAAAGGAAGAAGACACAGAUCAACGUGAACAGGGUAUAACAAAACAGGAAUUGAUCGAUAAUUUAGCACUACUCAUCUUUGCUGGUUACGAAACAACAGCAACCGUACUCUCCUGGUUUACAUAUUUCGUAUCGAAACGUCCAGAAGUACAACAGAAAAUGAAAGAUGAAAUACGUAUCCACUGUGGUAGUGCACCGUUGACAACGGAAAAUAUACAAAAGCUAGGGUAUGUUGACUGUGUAUUGAAAGAAACACUUCGUCUCGCACCGACGGCCGUAGCAGUUUCACGUCAACUACCUGUAGAUGAUACGAUCAAUGGUAUAAGUAUGCGAAAAGGAGAAAAUGUAAUGAUAGCAAUUGCUUGUUUACAUACGGAUCCACGUAAUUGGAAGCUAAAUCCAAAUGAAUUUCUUCCGGAACGUUUCUACGGUUCAGAUGCACCUGAUUCCAAACAUCAUCCCUAUGCAUUACUACCGUUUGGUGGUGGGCCACAUGCGUGUGCCGGUCAAGAUUUAGCACGUCUUGAAUUGAAAUUGAUUAUGAUACGAUUAAUGCAAUCAGUUACAUUUUUAGAUGCACCGGGAAACAAUGGUGGACAUAUACAACAUGUUACUGUUAUACCAAAGAGUGUAGCAGUGUAUAUAAAGUUUGAUGAUUAG
Molecule: messenger RNA, 1563 nt
Organism: Didymodactylos carnosus
Lineage: Eukaryota; Metazoa; Rotifera; Eurotatoria; Philodinida; Philodinidae
Source: the annotation of a GenBank genome assembly